This is a messenger RNA of Photinus pyralis (common eastern firefly), 2943 nucleotides long. RefSeq lists its product as uncharacterized. The record is from RefSeq and is a predicted model, not a curated record. NCBI's taxonomy places the organism in Eukaryota, Metazoa, Arthropoda, Insecta, Coleoptera, Lampyridae. Gene Ontology annotation, molecular function: nucleotide binding; DNA binding; DNA-directed DNA polymerase activity. Gene Ontology annotation, biological process: DNA replication. Bases 1 to 2943 code for a protein of 980 amino acids. The transcript has 2 exons.
AUGCGCAAGUUUGUAAUUGAGAGUGAGUUUGAAAAGAACGUCAAACGAUUUGGUUUAAAAGGACGAUCUAUUCAGUUUAGGUUAAAACAAAUACCACCUAACGAAAAUAGCAUAUUAUGGAUUAAGAACGCGAUCAGGCAAAUAAUCACGUAUGCAUGUAAUAAGGUUUCGGCUGAAGACAUGGUAGGAUUUACUUUUUGUUCUAAAAAAUUUUCGCGAGGAGGGGGUUAUUUGAAGUUCCAACGCGCUGAUUCAGUAUAUUUUGAAGACAUAUGGGAGCUAAUUUCGUCUAUAUAUCAAUCAAAUUCGGACGGAUUGAGCACAGAAACUUUUUGUUUGGAGGCGACCAUUGUCCGUACCCCAUUAGGCAGGGGGAGAUCAGCUUGUAGCAAAUACAUAGGUUUCGAGGAGGAGUGUAAAGCAAGGCGAGGUAUUGUUUACAUAAAAAAUGUAGAUAAUUUAUGUUUACCUCGAGCUCUUGUUGUUGCUAUAGCCAAUACAACUGAUGAUCCUGAUUAUCAAAAUAUACGAAAGGAUAUAGCACAAAUUCAAUAUAAGAAAGCAAAACAAUUAAUGCAAGAAGCCGACAUUGAGAUUGGAAGAAACGGGGCGGGUUUACCCGAAUUAGAAAAGUUUCAGUCGCAUCUAAAUAAUUUUAAAAUUGUUGUUUACAACUAUGGGUCCAAAGGGCGCGAUCUUAUUUUCGAGGGUGAUUCUGAGGCAACGCUAAAAAUUAAUUUGUUGUACUAUAAUAAUCAUUACAAUGUAAUAACCUCACUAACGGCUGCUUUUGCGUGCGUGUAUUUUUGCGACAAGUGUCACGUGGGCUAUAACAAUAAAUUCGAUCACAAGUGUGUUGGUGUUUGUUCAUCGUGCAAACAUUCUCCUCCAUGCGAUCGUGGUCAGGCAAUAAAUUGCCCAGACUGUUGCAGAUAUUUUGUCUCUAAAACAUGUUUUGAUAAACACAAAGAAUUAGGGCAUAAAGAGCAUAAAACAAUUUGCGAAAAAAUAUUUAAGUGUAAAACCUGUUACAAAACAGUUCGAAAAGGGACGGACCACAAAUGUAACUCAUAUUACUGUAAAACAUGCAAGAAAAGUCGGCCAGAUGAUCAUCUUUGUUAUAUGCCUGUAGAUAAUUCAUCACCUAAUUUAAAAGAUUUUUUAUUCAUUUUCUAUGACCUUGAAUGUACGCAAGACAAAAAAUUUAGCGAGUUGAAAACUUUACACGAGCCAAAUUUGUGCGUUUUUAACCAAAGGUGCGAGAUGUGUCUAAAUGAUCCAUUGGAAAAUAUUAUCUGCAAUAAUUGUGAUGUUCGACGGCAGAUCCUAAAAUUUUCCGAUGUUAUUGAAAGAUUUGUUCAUUACAUUCUAGAGAUAAAAAAAAGAUUCAAACGCGUAAUCGUUUUGGCUCAUAAUGGGCAAGCGUAUGAUCAUCAAUUUAUUUUAAAUUACAUUUUAACCAAAACUAAAUUUAAACCUGAGAUGAUUAUGCGGGGAUCUAAAAUUAUUUCUAUGUAUAUCGAUAAUGUCACAUUUUUGGACUCCUUGAACUAUUUUCCAAUGGCUCUAGCGAAACUACCCAAAGCGUUUGGAUUGAAAGAUAAUUUUCGAAAAGGCUAUUUCCCAUACCAUUUUAAUACGCUUGAAAAUCAAAAUUAUAUAGGACCUUAUCCCGAUAUGGGGUACUAUGGCCCAAAUACAAUGAUGGCAGACGACCGAGAAAAGUUCAUUCUUUGGUAUAAUGAAAACAAAGACAAAGUGUUUGACAUGCAAAAAGAAAUUGUGACAUACUGCGUAUUAGACGUAGAUAUUUUAACACUGGCCUGUUUAAAGUUUAGAGAAUCAUUAAUUAAAGCGGGGAACGUGUGCCCAUUUUCAGAAGCUUGCACUAUUGCCAGUUCUUGUAAUAAACUGUUUCGUCGAAACUUUUUGAAACCGGAUACUAUCGGUUUGAUUCCUCGACACGGGUAUCGUUAUCGAGAUAAGCAAUCAAAAAUAGCAAUUGAGUGGUUAAUAUGGGAGGAAAAAGUAAGGGGCAUUAACAUAUUGCACGCAGCUAAAGGGAAAGAAAUGGUACUAGGUGGUUUGUCCGUCGAUGGGUAUUGCGCAGAAACCAAUCAAGUCUUCGAAAUGAUGGGGUGUUUCUACCACGGAUGCACAAAAUGUUUUAAAAAUGAUCGUGAUAAACCAGUAUAUAAUAACGGCGACGAAACCAUGAAUCUAAGAUAUGAAAAUACCCGUUCGAAGAUCGUUCAUUUAAAUCAAUUAGGUUACGAGGUGAUAGUAAAGUGGGAAUGCGAAUUUAAUCAAGAGAAAAACUCGGAUAUGGCACAGUACAUAUCUGACCACCCACUGAUCAAUUUUGCGCCUUUAAAUACGAGAGAUAGUUUUUAUGGGGGCCGAACCGGAAACAUCAAGUCUUAUUACAAAGCGAAAGAAGGGGAAAAAAUAAAAUACAUUGAUAUCUGUUCAUUGUACCCUUGGGUUUGUAAGUAUGGAAAAUUUCCGAUAGGGCACCCUAAAGUUUUACUCUCGAAUGACUUGAUCGAUCUAGAUGUUACCAAAGUAGACGGCAUCAUUAAAUGUAAGGUAUUACCUUCGCAAAAUUUAUUUCACCCGGUACUUCCGAUAAAACUAAAUAAAAAAUUAAUGUUCCCUCUGUGUUUCUCAUGCGCAAAGAGCUUCAAUCAGGGGGAAUGUUGUCACAAUACGGAGGAGAGGGCCAUUGUGGGAACGUGGGUUGUUGACGAACUUGUUAAAGCUUUAGAAAAGGGGUAUCAAGUUCUACAAAUCUACGAAGUUUGGGAUUAUAAAACCGAACAAUAUGAUGGGAAAUCAGCGGGAUUAUUUACAGAAAUGAUGAAUAAAUUUAUCAAAAUUAAACAGGAAGCGAGUGGAUGGCCAUCAAACUAUAGUGGUAUGUAUAUUCAUACUAUGUACUAG